This is a messenger RNA of Stomoxys calcitrans (stable fly), 566 nucleotides long. RefSeq names its product larval cuticle protein 65Ag1. Lineage: Eukaryota; Metazoa; Arthropoda; Insecta; Diptera; Muscidae. Gene Ontology annotation, cellular component: chitin-based extracellular matrix. Gene Ontology annotation, molecular function: structural constituent of chitin-based larval cuticle. The transcript is spliced from 2 exons. Bases 83 to 403 code for a protein of 106 amino acids. The record is from RefSeq and is a predicted model, not a curated record.
UUAAUUGUUGAGUACUUGCUCGGUUAACAGCAGCAUCCGUUCACCAACGCUCCAAAUCCUCAAAGCUUCAGAAAACUCCAAAAUGAAAUUCUUCGUUGCCAUUUUGUUCGUCGCCUUGGUCGGUUGUGCCUUGGCUGCCCCACCCCAGGCUGCUCAGGAAGCCCAGGUGUUGCGUUUCGAUUCGGAUGUACAACCUGAGGGAUACAAGUUUGCUGUCGAGACCAGUGAUGGCAAGUCACACCAGGAAGAAGGCCAAUUGAAGGAUAUUGGCACCGACCAUGAGGCCAUUGUUGUGCGUGGCUCCUACUCCUAUGUUGGUGAUGAUGGUCAACAAUACACCGUGACCUAUGUGGCCGAUGAAAAUGGUUUCCAACCUGAAGGUGCUCAUCUGCCUCGUUUGUAAACAGGGUCUCCUUAGAGCACCCAGUCUCACCUCAUCAUAAGACCAUUUAAAUGCUCAUUGUGUUAACUAGGUUUAAGGUAUUCCAAGUCAUUUUACUAAAUUAAAGUAACAAUUUAUUGUGUGCGUCAAUAAAUGUGAUUUUGUACUUAAAAGACAAACUCAA